UCUGAUAAGCCCUUUUCAUUAUCUUUCUUAGCACUGUUUUGUUUUAAUAUUCUUGGACCCUUUCUUCCUGCAAUCCAUCUAUCUCUGUCUACAGAUUCUACACCCCACAUAUUACAAUGGGUACCUGCCUAAGCAAGAAGGGCUCGUCUCCUUCUUCUUCUUCUUCAGCUGUUAACAACGCAGCUGCUCCACCUUCAGCUCCAACUUGCAAAGCUAAAAAAGAAGAGGAUGGAGAAGAACAGAAGAAGACGGUACAAGCCCCAGAAAUCGUUAAGAAGGAGAUAUUCCUCAUAAAACAGCGAAAAAGUCAUGAAAGACGCCCUGAAGAAAAAGGAGCAACAGCAGCAGCAACAACAAAUACUGUCAAAGAUGAGAGCAACAGUAAUGGCAGCCAUGUCAAUGAAAUUAACGGAGGAGGCCCCACAACUAUGAGGGCAUCGAGCUGCACUAAAGAAGAAGUGGAUGCAAUCUUGAUACAGUGCGGAAGGUUAAGCAGAAGCUCUUCUGGGAAGGUUCCUGGUAAUUCAGACAACAGCAACAACAAUAACUCUCGUAGCCUCGGCAGCAGCGGAAGUAGAAAAUACUCUGGUUCUAAGAGAAGCUAUGAUUUUGAUCAAGACGACUCCAACAAGAAGGGGAGUAUUGUCGAUGCUGACGAUGAAGGUGAGGAAGAGAAGCAACAACCAUACCAACGCCAAUCUAGGUCUUCUCGAAGCCACAGGAGAACCCCCAGCAGAGAAAAGGAAGUUGAUAACAAGCGCUCCAGCAGCAGAGAUCGUGUUUCUCCUUCUGGUAGAGAAGAAAGGAGGCGAAACGGUGGCAGUGGGAGGAGGGUCAGUCGCUCCCCUGCUAGAUCAGAAAAUCCCACCCCUGCAUCUAAUCCUGGCCCUGACAAAUCUAGGCCAGGAAGGAUGGUGUCUGUGCCUGCUUCUGUCUCCACCAAGGAAAAGGCCACUUCCAUCCCAGAUUCUGCAACUGGAACCAAAAGGGUUUCUGGGAAGAGAAAUGGAUCAUCACCACGCUCACAGUCUCCUGCUAACUCUAGAGCGUCAAAUGAGAACGGCCAGCAGGUGCCCCCCCUGAGUCGCAACUCGUCUAAGAAAGCAGAACAUUCUCCUUACAGAAGAAAUCCAAUGAGUGAUCUUGAUGAGAACAUUCUGAGAAAUGAACAAGUUUCCUUGAGCAAGGCCGCAUUCAACAAAUUACAGAGGAACAGAGAAGGAACCGAGGAAGGAUUGACAAAUAAACCAUCCCAACUUCAGUCCAUGAAGCCUGAUGAGAGAAAAAAUGGAGUUUUCACAGAACAUCCAAAAGGAGCUAAAGGAGCUAAUGACAAUAGUAUCAAAGGCCUACGAGAGAACAAUGCCAUGGGUUGUAAAGCAAAGGAGGAGCAACGGGUCAUUGAAGAACGCGAGGUCGCUGUAACAGUUGGAGCCACCGGAGCUGAUAACCUGAAACCCCAAACCAUAACGAGAAGCAGGUCCUCUAGAAGGUCCAGAGACUUCGAUCUCAACCAAGACCCUGACACCCACGUGAAUCCUACAUCCUAUGCUUCAAUGCUUCUAGAAGACAUCCAAAACUUCCAUCAACAGAACAUGACUGGUUUUUCUCUACCACCUUGUGUUACCAAGGCCUGUUCCAUUCUUGAAGCAGUUGCAGAUCUCAAUUCAUGUACCAGUUCCAAUCUCUCUUCUGUUUUCUCCGAUGAUAGAAUCUCUGAAGCAGAUCGAUCUCAUAAGAAUGUUAUCUCAAAUUCCCAUUUUGGGAAGAGGUUGGAAUCCAAAGAGCCAUUUUUGGAAUCUGAGGUUGGGGUAAUUAAUGAUCUAAUAGAACCAAGCCUCCACAAGUAUGUCACUGUGAGGAGGGGUGUACUGGAAGGAGAGAUGGAACAGCAAGAAUCUUCUGGAAGCAACAGCUUCAUCACUCAACAUUGGGCUUCGUCUUCGUGGGAGCCCAAUUCAGCUGAUUCAACUGAGCGUUGGAGUUCACUAUCAAAUAAUGGAGAUGAAGUGGUAGAAAAGGAGCAGCAACCAAAGUCAGGUACCCCAGGCUAUCAGAAGCAGGCAUUUUCGGAACCCACCAGAGAAAUUCAAAUGGGUGGAAGGAGAUUAAAACAAUGUAGUAAUGAGGGCACUCUCUUACCUACUGCGACGCAAAAUGGGAGGAAAAGACAGACAACUCCUAUUGCUGUUGCAGCUGCUUCAUCUUAAGGUUGUCUCUUCAGUCUGUAUAAAGUUUCAAACUUGAAACUUGGGUGGUUUACAUCUGCAGAGACCAAGCAAUGGCCUUAUAUCUCUUUAGUGUCUGCAUAAUUGUUUGUACUUCUGCCUCCUCUAGUCAUGGGUCUCAUGGCAAUUGAUACAGGCAUUGUUUAAUUAUCUUGUGGAUUUUUUGUGGAG
Messenger RNA from Telopea speciosissima, 2399 nucleotides. RefSeq lists its product as uncharacterized. The record is from RefSeq and is a predicted model, not a curated record. The transcript has 4 exons. The coding region runs from base 117 to 2210 and encodes 697 amino acids. Lineage: Eukaryota; Viridiplantae; Streptophyta; Magnoliopsida; Proteales; Proteaceae.